AAACAAUCAUUCAACCAUUGGACACGUCCUAAAACGUUCAAGCCCGUCUCGGAAUUUCACGGCUGAUGUGUCCAAGACAGACAUCAAUUCCUAUCAAAAUUAACGUAAGUCCUUUACGGAAAAAUAUUCAUCCGCAAUGUAUCAAUCCACCGCACAAUUUCACUGGGCAGACUAUUUGGUGUUCGCGUGUUCUCUCGCGAUUUCGGCGGGAAUUGGUGUCUUCUUUGCUUACAAGUCUCGCAGACAUGUCCUCAAAGAUCCCGAACAUCACAUGACCGGUGAUAAAAAGCUGCAAGUGUUUCCAGUUGCCCUGUCACUGACUGCAAGUUUCAUGAGCGCCAUUUUCGUUAUUGGAAUUCCUGCUGAGGUGUAUUUCAAUGGUGCGAACUAUUGGAUUGGAGGAAUUGCGUACCUACCAACCGUGCUGGUGUGCAGCAUAUUCAUGCUGCCCAUGUUCAGAAAGCUGAGACUAACUUGUGCUUACGAGUAUCUAGAAAUGCGAUUCAACAAAGCAGUGCGCCUUAUGGGUUCUACUCUAUUCAUUGUGCAGAUGGCUAUUUAUUUGGGUAUUGUUGUAUAUGCGCCAGCGUUAGCACUUAGUCAAGUUACCGGUUUGACCAUCGAGUUCUCCAUUUUAACAGUUGGUUUGGUGUCUACGUUCUACACAACAAUAGGCGGCAUCAAAGCUGUGAUUUGGACGGACGCCUUCCAGAUGGGGAUCAUCACAGCGGGGAUGUUAACGCUCAUCAUACAAGGGGCAAUCACUGUGGGAGGCUGGGAGGUGGUCAUGGAGCGAACCAACAAAGGGGGCAGACUGCCUGAUUUCGACUGGAAUCCGGAUCCCACUAUCCGCCAUUCGUUCUGGUCCUUGUUCGUGGGCGGAUUCUUGAGCCUCCUGACGAUUUACGGGUCCAACCAGGCCAUGCUACAGCGCUACGUGAGCACGCGCACUGACACGGGAUCCCAGGUUGCUUUGUGGACGAGCGUGGUGUUGGCAAUGAUCUACUUGUGUAUGUCGUGCCUUACUGGCCUCGUGCUGUUCGCCUACUACCACGACUGUGACCCGUUGUUUUCGAGGAGAGUCUCCAAGCCAGACCAAAUUGUUCCAUUGUUUAUGAUGGAUAUACUGAGUUUUGCUCCAGGACUUCCCGGACUUUUUGUGUCGUGCAUAUUCAGCGCCGCCCUGAGUACGGUAUCAUCCGGAAUUAAUUCUUUGGCUGCCGUGACUCUGAUUGACUUCAUAACACCAGCUCUGAACAAUUGCAUGUCCACCAAACUAACGAAAAGUCUGCUGUCCAAAAUAUCGCUACUGUUAGGUCAGUAUAAAAUGACCAUAGUUGUUUGUAACAUUGUUAUGGAAAUACACGUGGCACUGUUUAUCUGUACGAAUUGCACUGUUUAUCUGUACAAAUUCCCGCAAUACGUGAAUAUUGCACUGACAGUGUACGAUUACAGUUUGCGGUACGUGAAUAUUGCACUGACAGUGUACGCUUACUCUUUUCUGUACGGUGGUUUGACGAUUGGUUUGGCCUUUCUGGCCGGUGUGGCCGGUAAACAGGUCCUGCAAAUAGCGAUCAGCAUCUUUGGGAUGAUGGGAGGCCCUCUACUAGCUCUGAUCCUUGUCGGCAUGUUCCUACCGUUCGUCAACUCGUGGGGUGCCGGGAUUGGUCUGGUGUGCAGUACAGUCACCUCCCUGUGGGUAGGGAUCGGUGCGGUGCUCAACCCCCCGCCACGCCACCUGCUUUCCCUCAGCAUAGCUGGUUGUGUUAGCAACGCCACAAGCUGGAACAUUACAACCACGACGACGACGACUUUUAGUAUGACGACAAAAGUAUUAUCAACGCAAUUGCCGUUGACGCCACCAGAGAGGUCAGUGCUGUCGGACUGGUAUGAACUGUCCUAUCUUCAUUAUGUUACCGUGGCUAUCAUCGUCUUCCUCGUCGUUAGCGUGGUGGUGUCAGCUGCAACAUGUUUUAAUCGUGGCAGGAUUGUGGAAAGACGUCUCUACUACAGUGUAUUUGGCUGCUGUAGUGAGGAAGGUGAAACCUACGACGUAAACAGGAACGUCCAGAGUGAAAACAUAUCCAUGACAACAACAGACAAAUUUGCAUAUGUUAACAAAGGCUUCAACUAGAACCGCACCUGAGUCACUGAACAUUUAGACACACUGUUUCUGUUCUGUAAUAUUUCAUUGAUUGAAACAUAUAUUAUUGCUUUUGAAAAA
Messenger RNA from Gigantopelta aegis, 2224 nucleotides. Its product is annotated as sodium-coupled monocarboxylate transporter 1-like. The coding region runs from base 137 to 2134 and encodes 665 amino acids. Gene Ontology annotation, molecular function: symporter activity. The record is from RefSeq and is a predicted model, not a curated record. NCBI's taxonomy places the organism in Eukaryota, Metazoa, Mollusca, Gastropoda, Neomphalida, Peltospiridae. Gene Ontology annotation, cellular component: membrane. The transcript is spliced from 16 exons. Gene Ontology annotation, biological process: sodium ion transport; transmembrane transport.